This is a messenger RNA of Penicillium bovifimosum, 450 nucleotides long. RefSeq names its product 60S ribosomal protein uL23. Gene Ontology annotation, molecular function: structural constituent of ribosome. Gene Ontology annotation, biological process: ribosomal large subunit assembly; translation. The coding region runs from base 1 to 450 and encodes 149 amino acids. The transcript has 4 exons. Gene Ontology annotation, cellular component: ribosome; cytosolic large ribosomal subunit. The record is from RefSeq and is a predicted model, not a curated record. Lineage: Eukaryota; Fungi; Ascomycota; Eurotiomycetes; Eurotiales; Aspergillaceae.
AUGGCCCCCUCCGACAACAAGACCGGCAAGAACAAGGCCAACGCCGCCGCCAAGGCGGUUGCCAAGGGCGCUUCGCUUCACAAGUCCCGCAAGGUGUACACCUCGGCCACCUUCCACCGCCCCAAGACCCUCCAGCUGUCGCGGUCCCCCAAGUACCCCCGCGUGUCGGUCAACCACGGCCCCGCUCUGGACUUCAACAAGAUUGUUCUGUACCCCCUGAACACCGAGUCCGCCAUGAAGAAGAUCGAGGAGAACAACACCCUUGUCUUCAUUGUCAACGUCAAGUCCAACAAGCGCCAGAUCAAGCAGGCUCUUAAGAAGCUGUACGAUGUUGACACCGUCAAGAUCAACACUCUUAUCCGCCCCGACGGAACAAAGAAGGCCUUCGCCCGCCUCACUCCCGAUGUCGAUGCUCUCGACAUUGCCGCUACCAAGCUGGCCAUUGUUUAA